Parnassius mnemosyne (clouded apollo) is the source of this 1398-nucleotide messenger RNA. The record is from the annotation of a GenBank genome assembly. Lineage: Eukaryota; Metazoa; Arthropoda; Insecta; Lepidoptera; Papilionidae.
AUGUCUCAAUAUUCAAUAUUAUUUUUAAUACAGUUGUUAGUUUCGGUACACUGCUUUAUUCACCGGUAUCCGAAGUUAAAUCUUGACGAUCAAGAUGAUGGGGAUUCCGGAUCACCCUUAUUUCUCACACCUUAUAUUGAAAGUGGUAAUAUUACAAUUGGCAGACAGCUAGCGCGAGUGCCCUUUACGGAGAGUUUACGAAUAAAAAGUUAUGCCGGCUUCUUUACUGUGAAUAAGAAAUAUGAAUCAAAUCAAUUCUUUUGGUACUUCCCUGCAAUGGUACCUAAUAAAAAAGAUGCUCCAGUAAUAGUAUGGCUACAAGGUGGACCUGGCGCUACCUCAUUAUAUGGUCUUUUUACUGAGAACGGGCCACUGAGAGUAAGAAACGGAAAAUUUGAACGUCGGAAGUAUAAUUGGGCACUUAGCCACCACAUCAUUUAUAUUGAUAACCCAGUUGGUACUGGGUUUAGUUUUACAAAAGACCCUAAAGGCUAUUGUACCAAUGAGACACAGGUUGGUGAACAACUUUAUGCUACUAUCAUUCAGUUCUUCCAGUUGUUCCCAGAAUUGCAGCCAAAUAAAUUUUUCAUCACUGGAGAAUCCUAUGCUGGCAAAUAUGUUCCAGCCUUUGCUUAUACAAUUUAUAAAAAAAAUCCUGAGGCAAAGAUUAAAAUAAAUUUAAAAGCUAUUGCAAUUGGCAACGGUCUUAGUGAUCCUGAACACCAGCUUGUUUACAGUAAAUAUUUGUAUCAAAUUGGUCUUUUAGAUUGGAAUCAGGCCAAAAUUUUUGCGGACUAUGAGAGCAAAGCUGUUGACUUCAUAAAACAAAAGCAAUGGGAUCAAGCAUUUGAGACUUUUGACACACUUUUGAAUGGGGAUUUAAUUGAUGGUCAAAGUGUAUUCUUUAAUAUGACAGGAUUUAAAUUCUACUUCAACUUUUUGCACACAAAAGAUUAUAUGGGCUUUGAAGAUUUUGGACCAAUGAUACAGAAGAGUAUUGUGAGGAGAGCUAUACAUGUUGGUAAUUUGACAUUCCAUGAUGGUCAUGAUGUUGAAAAACACUUAAAGCAAGAUAUAAUGCAAUCAGUAGCUCCAUUGAUAUCUGAACUUCUUGACCAUUAUUAUGUUGUUGUAUAUAAUGGACAGCUAGAUAUAAUUGUCGCUUAUCCUUUAACUCUCAACUAUCUAAAGAACCUCAAUUUUACUGGAUCUGACGAUUAUAAAACUGCCAAGAGGUAUCAGUGGAUUGUUGAUGGGGAGUUGGCAGGAUAUGUUAAACAGGCUGGUAAAUUGGUAGAGAUCAUGGUAAGGAAUGCUGGACACAUGGUCCCCGGAGAUCAGCCUAAGUGGGCUUUAGAUAUGAUCACUCGUUUGACUCAUGAAAAAACCUUUUAUUGA